AUCAUCAUGCGUGUCAUCCGUCACUCGACUUCGCUGUGCGGCUAAAUGCGGGUUGUAGGACCAGCCGCCGCCUUUGGCGCGUUCGGGCUCGAUCUCUUGGCUACCGUCUCAUCGGCGGUAGGCUCUCCAACCGUGGGGGCAUCGAGCGUGGACGUGAAAGAAGCAGAGGAGUAUCGGCAUCAUUAUCACCAGUUGCCAGCAGAUGCGGCGGCGGCGGCGGCUUCGGCAACAACGGCGGAUAGGAGGCAUUUCGCCGCACGCGCCUUGGAUGCCGCGAAGCAAGGCAUCGACGGAGGUGCAUCGACGCAGCACCAGCACGGCAGGGCGUCGCCGGCCUCUGUGGCUGCUGCCCAGCCGUCGAGGAGAGCCUACGCCACCCUGCUGUACAGCGAUUUCAUCGAGGGGACGCGCGCCCUCGGCCAGAGCCUGCGGGAGAGCGGGACGAGCGCGGACACCGUUGUCUUGGUGACCCCGGACGUGCGGCGAGAGACGAGGCAAAAACUCGCCGAGGACGGCUGGAUCGUUCGACCCGUGGCGGUCGAGAGGAACCCCAACCAGAACUUCCAGUCCCGCCUGGUGUUUGUGUACACCAAGCUCCUCAUCGUGGAGAUGGAGGAGGAGUACGACCGCAUAGUCUUCCUUGACGCGGACACCCUCGUGCUCGAGAACAUCGACGAGCUCUUCGAGUGCGAGCCGUUCUGCGCCGUGAUGCGCCACUCCGAGCUGCUCAACUCGGGCGUUCUGGUCAUCACUCCCAGCAAGGAGCUGUACGGCCACAUGCACGAUCUUAUCGGGGAGCUAGACUCCUACACGGGAGGCGACCAGGGGUUCUUGAACUCCUUCUACCCGUACUUCGCGGCCUGUCCGGCGUUCGAGCCAUAUCCCAUCCUCGGGUCACGUCUCGCUGGAGUCGGCUCUGGUAUGGAAGAAGUCAAUGGCCGGGGUGGCGGCGGGGGCCGAAGAAGAGUAUUAGGAGGAGACCGAGAGUUGGAUAGCGUACUUGUGGAGGGGCGGGGGGUCGAAGACAAGGGUAGGGGAGAGAGGCAGGCGGUGGCGAUGCAGGGGGAAGGGGGAACGCGGCGGCGGAGACUAGCGGGCGAGGGGGCGGAGUGGGUUCGGCCUAAGGGCUGGGGCUGCAAGAGACUUCCCACGAGGUACAACGGCGACUGGCCUCUGCUGUUCGUGGAUGGGGACUUGCAGGUGGUGCAGGGGAAGGAGGCCGGGCCAGAGGCGCCGGCGGACUGGAAGCGGCGCAAGAAGGUCAAGAUCUUGCACUUCACGUUCGGGACGGCCAAGCCCUGGAAUUGGUGGACCUACCCGUUCCUCCCAUACGUAGACCUCUGGCUGGAAGCGUUCCAUCGCCUAGACGGAAGGAAAGCGGGUUCGCCCCGCCUGGGCGCCGGCGGCGAAAAGGCGAACAAGGGCGCUGGUAGGACCGGGAGAAGCGGAGGGAGAAGGCCGAGAUGGGACGGGGUGGUGGGCCAGGCCGUGCACGGACUUGCGCCCCUUAUUGUGGUGGCCGUGCUUUGGAGGGCGGCUAGGCGGUGGACAGCCACGCGGAGGGCUCUACGCAACAUAUGCAUCGCGCUCGCACGAUAUAUGAUUCCCGUGAAAGCUCUUAAUGCGAGGAGCCUUUCCGGAAGCGUCUUCAAUCUCACAACGGGCCUAGUGGUGGCCCUCUCCGCUGCGGUGCUCGCGUUCAAUGCCGUCCCCACCACGAGACUCGGCGCAGCGCGCCCCGAAGCAGCGUGGGCGUUUUUUUGGGGCCGGGCGACGGCCUUGGUGAUCAUUGCCGAAGGCUGCUACCUCGUCCUCGUAUCCCUCAAGGCGCAUAAAGUCUUCUCAGCUUCGACCCCUCAGGACAACGUGCUCGUGCACGACGCCGCCAGCAACGGCGACGGCGGUUGCACGGCAACGCCAAUAGUGGCGCCUCCGGCGGGGGCGUGCCCGGGGCGGCGGGCUGCCGGUACGGGGGCCGUGCCACAACCGCCGGGAGGGCAGGCAAGUGUUACGAUGGCGGGGGGCGGGAUCAUCGUUGGCAGCGGUGUGGCGGAGGGGACGGGGAAGCAGGGGGGUGCGAGCGUGGGGGGUCCGUGCGGGCCGCGGCGGCUGGCGCUGACAGAGACGGUGGCGCACCUGGUGUUUCUCUCGGCGAUGGCGACGUCCCUCGUGUCAGCCCCGCUAUGGGUGGGCCUCAACGGGUUUCCGGCCAGCCGCGAGGUUGUCCCGGGGGUAGCUCGGCUGCUUGCCCUUCUGGUAGCGUUCACGUUUUCUGCCGUUCGUCUUCCGCCCCUUUGGGCCGCGCACGCGAGGUCAUUCGACAGCAGCGGUAGAACAAGUACUAGCAUCAAAGGUAGCAGUAGCGGGGGCAGCAGCUGCAGCGGUGGUGGAGGCGGCGUUAGGGCGGGUUGCGGUAGCUGGAAGCGCGGUCGGCGGAUGUCGAGAAGCAACCGGCUUGAGAUGGAGGCGGAAAGAGCCGCCCUGAACAACCUCUCGCCUUUGUCUGAUCAUCACACUGCGUAGAAGUUUUGGCUUGGGAGGGAUUGUUCUGUCUGCGUAGAAGCCAAACACCAUACUGAUGAUCCAGACAGAACAUUUGGCUUGGGGGGGAGUAAGGGGCUGUUCUGACCUGUCUGGCUUUCGAUUCGGCGGAUAAAACCCGUUCUAGGUAGAUGGUCCGAUGCCCGCUGUCUCAGCGCUAUACAUACCAAACGUGCUAGACGUUGAAGUGGUAAAGGUUGCGAGUAACAGGCUCGUGGGAAGUCUGUGACCUCCCCUGGCUUCAGGCUGCUAUUGGAAUUGUAUUUUGUGGAGUAUUAGAGCGGCUGGAUGCGUGUCCGUUAUUGAUAGAUCUGCAUGCCGGUAGGGUGUAGAUAUCUGAAUCUAACAUGCGUAAACCGAGCCCCAGCCCUGGCAGGCUCUCUAGCGCUAGGCGUUAGCUAGUCAGUCGGUCAUGGUUCGGUUGUGAUCGUGGUUUAUGUAUACUUGAGUUUGUUACUGUUUUCUGAAAGGUGUUAGAUUGCGCGAGUGUUGGUUGUGUGCUGCCCUCAUGUGCGUGAGUGGUUCUGUGCUUCUAGUGCUGUCACGUGCAAGAGUUUCAUGGGUGUUGGUGUGCACGUUCGUUGGCUGGUGCUUACUGUAAUACGGUGCUCGAUCCAUCCGCGACAGAUGGAAGGCGGCCCUGGUAUAUGUGGUAGGUGCCGCGUCGCGUCGCCGCAGUGUUAGCCUGCCUUACUUUCUGUCCUGGGUCUGACUCGCUACCAGUGGUGGUACAUGAGAAGUACGUGUGUCCGGCUCACCAAUUUAUGGGCGCUUGGAUUUUGCCUAUGUGGUUUUCUGGUGUCGACUCGGAGGAGAUUUGAUUCGAAGUACUCACCACGGUUAGUUGUUGCCAACCGUGUUGUGUUGGUGGCUUGCAGUAGGCUCAAGAGAUGUUUGCAGACUUGAGCGUUUUGUACCACGGUUCCUUUCCCGCGCGUCACUGCUGUCCGUUGUGAGAAUGUGGCGAAGACUGUUAAAUCUAUCUCAUCUAUCAUGUGCAGUCUACUUGCUGGGUUGAGUUUUCGUUGCUGUCCCUAAACUAUGGGAGCGACAAUAACCGGCAGCGUGCUGCUUGCGUUCUCUCGCUGCAAGCCCCGAAGUAGUCGGUUUCUAGGGUAGGAGAAGAGGGGGCACGAAAUCCGAAAGGAGCCUUCAAUAAGAGUCGAGGUACAUCUAUUUCCACGUGCGUUAAGAUGCACCAGCUGUUUGUGCAUAAACUACAGGCAACAUCGGUGGAAAAG
Ectocarpus sp. CCAP 1310/34 is the source of this 3782-nucleotide messenger RNA. NCBI's taxonomy places the organism in Eukaryota, Phaeophyceae, Ectocarpales, Ectocarpaceae. The record is from the annotation of a GenBank genome assembly.